ACUAGACAGAAGUAAAAUGUCUAUCCUCAAGUUUUUUUUGUUCCUAUUUUUCUCAAGUGUUUUAACACAUUGUGAAAUUCCCUCGCCGAAGUUGGAACGGUACGUUCCCAUUCUGAGCCCGAAAUUCAGGAUAAUAGGGGGAGACGAAGCUGCACCUCAUUCCUUUCCAUUCAUCGCGGGAUUAGUCAUAAAUGGAAACUCAUUUUGUGCUGGAACUCUUAUAUCUCCUAAUUAUGUCCUUACUGCCGCUCAAUGUGCUUCUCUAGGUGAAGACGUGGAGGUGAUUUUGGGGGCCCACAACAUAACGACCUCCGAAGCCACCCAAGUCCACAUUAAGGCAGACAACACGACAAUCCAUCCGGACUACAACGAAACGUCCUUGCAAAACAACAUAGCCCUUCUGCACCUAGUGAGUGCGCCUACCCUCAACUCCAACAUUCAGGUGGCCACCUUACCGGCCAGAUCUGACGCCGACUCUAGUUACUUUGCUGAAACCGUAGUGGCGGCCGGUUGGGGCUUGUCCCAAGACGGCUCAGAUCCCAGUCAGGCCUUGAGGGAGGUCAGUCUGACCAUUUUGGAUGUUUAUACGUGCAGCGACUACUUCGGUGGUACCAUGGAGUACGUUACUGAGUCGAAUCUUUGCACCUCCGGUUACAGGAACGUGGGCACGUGCAAAGGCGAUCAGGGGGGCCCUCUUGUGCACGACGGCACCCAGAUUGGGGUCGUGUCCAUGGGCAGUGACUUGUGCGAGAUGUGUCUGCCCUCGGUUUACACCAACGUUGGCAAGUUUUUGGACUGGAUUGGGGACAACUCCGAUGUCGUUAUAAAAAAUUAAUAU
Aethina tumida (small hive beetle) is the source of this 838-nucleotide messenger RNA. Its product is annotated as brachyurin-like. The transcript has 3 exons. The coding region runs from base 17 to 835 and encodes 272 amino acids. The record is from RefSeq and is a predicted model, not a curated record. Lineage: Eukaryota; Metazoa; Arthropoda; Insecta; Coleoptera; Nitidulidae. Gene Ontology annotation, molecular function: serine-type endopeptidase activity. Gene Ontology annotation, biological process: proteolysis.